AUCACGAUAUUGAACACAGAAAAUGGAAAAAUAUGGAAUACCUAUCGAAAAACUGAAAUUGAAAAUUUAUAAAACAGUUUGGACGUGAAUUGUUUAACUCUCCAAGUACUAAGAAAUCCAGGAAAUUUUCUAAAAAGUUGAUAAGCAUAACACAUUGUCUGCGUAUUUUUGACAAUAAUAGAGCCUUUGUUGUUAAACAUCAAUCAAUCGAUUUAUUUCAAUUGAUAGUCAUAAAUGGGGUAUUGCCAUAGACAAAUGACUUGGAAUUAUUUUGCACGUAUAAAGAUAAUUUCAGUAAAACAUGAAAAUGACAAGAAAGUUGGGAUAAGUCCUAGACUAAUCGCCUAUGAAGGAUAAUAUCCAUGCAUCACUACGAAUAGAACCAAGAGAGCAACAUCUUUGCGGUCGAAUUUUUUUGGUUAUUUCCAAUGACAUCUCAUACUCAGAAAUGAGAUAGACUUGUCGAUACCUACGCAUUUGAUAACCAAUUGAUUUGGUUUAACUUUGUAGGAUUUUCGUUAUCAAUAAUUAGAGCCAGUCAUAAUACCGAUUCAUAUAGAUUAUAUUUCAGCGAGGUGUUGGCUAAAUUAGUCAGUGUAAAGGUGUUCCAUCCGCCAUUGAAAACAGUCACUAUUUUAUGGUUCAAGGAAUUGUGUUCAGUAAAAUAUGUUAGAAGAUCAAUUUUCCAACAUGAAAUUUGUUUGGAUAAUCGUGUUAGUUCAAACAGGUUGUGUAAUAGCUGACAGUGUAAGUGGCAAAAAUAGCAGAAUAACUCCUCGAAACGAUGCCGCAUCUGGUCAAUUUCCAUUCCAAGUGUCGAUUCAAUGGAAUAGUCUUGUGUUCGGAACGAAACAUAUCUGCAGUGGGGCCGUCAUCAACAACCGUUUUGACUUCGGCCAGUUGUGUUCAUAAAAGAAGUCCUAACGGGAUCCUUGCAAUUUUGGGGCAUACUCGAAUAAAUUGUGAUUUAAGGCUAUCCCGAACUAAUUUCAGCAUAGAAAAUAUCAUUGUACACGAAUCGUUCAGCACAAUCUUGCUGAGAAAUAACAUAGCGCUUUUGCAAACGGUGUCAGAAAUUGAGUUUUCAAAUCAAAUUCAACCAGUUCAAUUGCCAAUCAAUUGGUCAAAUGAUAUGAAUAGAAAUCUCACGAUGACUGGAUGGCAUAGAAGUUACAACAUAGACAUCGUCACAUUUACUAACUCAAACCAACAGUUACAAUACGAAGAUACUAGCUAUGUGGAAUGCAAAACCAAACAAACAUCCCAUCAUGACCAGUAUGGAAUUGUUUGUACAGAAAAUGAAUUUUCUGGAUCUGAAUAUACUUUAGACAAAGGAAGCCUUUUGACAGAAAACAACUACUUGGUGGGAAUAAUAUCACUUGAUAGGUAUCACAAUUCAGGAGAUCCCCUUACGUACAAUAACAUUUCAUCAUAUGUCCCAUGGAUCGAAGUAAAUUUAAAAGUCAAGGAAAGUCCAAAACCGGAAUCCAAAUCCAAUUCAAAUUUCUGGCUGGUUUUACUUAUUGUGAUUGGAGUGACAACUUUUAUUGGAAUAUUUUCAUUUCGUAAAUUUAAUGCACGAAUUGCAACGACAAUACCAAGAUCAACACCAUCACCAGUAGCAUCUAGAACCCCGAAUCGAACAGCAGCUACUUCUUCGCGAACUGCGUCUAGAAUACAUCGUGAUAGAUUGGCUGUAUCUAUAUAUACGAUACACGAAGAUGAACCAAUUCCAUCUGCAACACCGGCUCAAACUGUGCCAACUGCUCCGCCCGUGAUCACACCAUUGCCAAACGUAUCAUCACCGAUAACGCCCCCUCCGUGCUAUGACACUUUAUUCCCUGUUAAGGUGGAAGAUGACUCGAACACACGAUCUCCAAUUUAA
Sitodiplosis mosellana (orange wheat blossom midge) is the source of this 1885-nucleotide messenger RNA. RefSeq names its product chymotrypsin-2-like. The record is from RefSeq and is a predicted model, not a curated record. Gene Ontology annotation, biological process: proteolysis. The transcript is spliced from 4 exons. Lineage: Eukaryota; Metazoa; Arthropoda; Insecta; Diptera; Cecidomyiidae. Gene Ontology annotation, molecular function: serine-type endopeptidase activity. Bases 785 to 1885 code for a protein of 366 amino acids.